GCUGUCAACACAUAAAUGUCAUAACGCUGACCUUCGGGCUUUGUUCAUAAUAUUUGGAAAUGAUAACAUUUUGGAUAUAAAUCUUUAUUUUUGAGUAUUUUAAAUAGGCGAUUAAUGAGCAGUGAUGGCGCAGACCAAUCAAGUGACGCUAGACAUCGACGAUGAGGCGCCAGCCGAGAGUCCACCUCGAAUUAAUGUGUUACACAGAUUGGAUUCUGGAUCUCGACCAGUGCCCCCUAACCGAAAUAAUCUGGGCCUCGGCGACCGCCUCAACAGUGUCUUUAGAGAAAUCAGGCCGAUUGUUGAACAUGCACGAAUGGGUAAUAAUGCAAGACUGUCUCUACCGACAUGGCUACCACGAACCACACCAGGGACGCACCAAACAGACGGUUUGCAGAGGCCACAGAGCUCCAUAGCACACGUCAACCUUGGCCCAAAUGCUCAGACAUACAUAGUAACUGAACGCACAGCUCCUCCAGUACAAAGACAGCAGUCAGGCCAUGGAGUGAGCAGUAGUGCGUCAAACGACUCUAAUUUAUCGGAGCCAGGACCCGAUCAUCCUGAGAUCAACGUGUCAGUGAACCCGGCAAACAACAACAACAUACAUGAUGACGGAGACAACGACAGUCACAGUGAAGACGGUACUCAACAGGUAUAUGUGGUAGAUGUGAGGGCAACACUGAACCUGUUAAUAAAGUACGCUCCGUUCUACUUCAUCCUGUUCAUUAAGUUCAUGUAUGACAGUCGGGAGGCUAUAUUCACCUUCUGUGUGCUCUUCUGCACAUUCUCACACUGCAAUAGUUUAGUAAGAAGAGAACACGGGAAGCAGAUGAACCGUAGUAUAGUAGCGUUGUUCUGCGAGUUAGUGCUAACGACGGCGGUGGUGACACUCAUCCACUUCUUCUGUGGCCAUGGGCGGUUGCUGCCCAACGUCAUCAUGUUCCCGGGAUACAAGAGCCCCAUCACGGUGUGGGAACUUCUCUGGCUGGUCGUGUUGACAGACUUAAUUGUUAAGAUAUUCACAGUCAAUAUUAAGACUCUAGUUACUAUGAUGCCGGCGUUCCUACUACCAUUUCAGAAAAGGGGCAAACUAUACCUAUUCAUAGAAGCGGUCUCGCAGCUCUAUCGCUCACUGUUGACCAUACAACCGUGGGUUUUCUUCCUGCUCCAAUCAUACACGGGAUCCGAGAAAAUGGUGGGAAUGUUCCUAACGUCCGUCUAUGUUAUUGCUAAGGUUAUCGAGGUCCUUGUUCGACUGAGACUGUUUAAGAAUGCUACAUGGAUGCUGCUGCAGAGUGUGAGUCUCGGCACAAAACCUACGGGCGAACAGUUAUUGUCGGCUGGCGACUCGUGUCCGAUCUGCCACGACGACUACACGACGCCAGUGAGGCUGGGCUGCAGCCACAUCUUCUGCGAGCUGUGCAUCAGCGCGUGGCUGGACCGCGAGCACACGUGCCCGCUGUGCCGCGCCAAGGUCGCCGACGAGCCCACCUGGCGCGACGGCUCCACCACAUACGACUUCCAACUCUAUUGAUGCCCAGUGCGAGAACGCCGCGAGUUCUAAGUGAGAAAGUGACUAGUGAAAGUGUUAAGAAGUCUCGAGCGUCUUCGACAGUGUGAUAUGUAGAAGGGUAACAUAAUUUAACCAAAGACAAGAUUCCCCCAGUUAAAGGAAGGUUGGUGGAUAAUAUUCUUGUAAUUUACAGAAAGGUUUUAAGGCAUUUUAGUCGGUCCUAUUUUUCAAUUGACGCUCACCUACCGCAAGCAUUCCAAUGGAAUUACAAGAUUGAUAAUAAGUAUGACAAGUUUCGAAGAGAAUUAGCUCUCUCACCCACAGCUGCAUACACACAUACAUAAACUCACACGUGUUUCCCACAUGAGUAAGCAUUGACUAUCGAAUUCCAUUUGCUUGGAUCCUGACAUACUUCUCUUGCUUUCUCCGCAUUCAUCAAUCAUUUCACCAAGCCAAAAAAAAUGUUUCAACGCAUUCCCAAAGCUGUAUGCUUCAGGCAAGACAUAAGUCUAUUCAACAGUUGUUCAAUCCAAUAUUUCAGCUUAGAAAUACUCCUACUUUAUCUAAAUGGCUCAUAUAAAACUCAUUUACUCUGCAAAUCGAGUCAUUUUUAAUACUUGCAUAGUACUUUGUUUUUUCUUAAAAAAAUAAUCAUACUUAGUCCAAUCUACUUUUCCUUAUCAAGUGAAUUUAUUUGUUAAGCGUGUUUAUAUUGCAUUAUACAUGAAUUUGUGUAAAUAUUUAUUGUAAAAUUAGUAGGAGAUUGUGAAUGGCUGUGUUUGUAUACUUUGAGUCCUCAGGUAGUGUUUGGUUUGAUUCAUUUAAUGAAUGAGUUAUCAAGUGCAUGUGUAACAAUGUCACUGUCUUCUCUCUCUUUAUUUUUUAUGAACUUUUAUUAUCAAAACAUGUCAGUAAAAUGAUAAAUGAAAUCAUAUUUUGUUAAUAAGAAUCCUGUAUAGAAUUGAUAGGCCUAAUUAAUUAUUUAGAUGUGAUAUUUUUUUCAAAAUUAUUAAUGGUGCAAAGCAUUUAAUAUUAUGCCCCAUUUGUAUAAGUCUGUAUUCUACUUUGGAUGUAUUGUAUAAUGUAACAUUUCUUUUUCUUUGUUAUACUGAUUUUGAGUUGUUUUAUUUGGCUUUUCACAUUUCUAAAUAAUUUACUUAUAUUGAGGCUUUCCAAGUCAUUUGGGUUUUGAGAUUUCAAAAUGCAUUUAAAUAUUAUUCCUAUAAUAACAUCUAAUCAUGGUAAAAUAACUAAAAUAUAAUUUGGUCUUGAAAUGUUGACAUUCGUAUUUAAAAGUUAAAGCUAUAAAAAUCCGUUCAAUAUUAGCCAAAUAGCAUGUAAGUACGUUUUUCUGAAUAUAAACUAGUAUAUAACAUAACAUCCAUGUAUCUCCAGAAGGGUAAACAGCAGUAUACACCCACUCCCCACCAGAUAUGUUUAAGUCCCAAGAAAUAAAUAGUAUACAUAUGAUAAUUAGAGAAAUCUUUCUCUUUAAAAUAAUAUGUAACGUUUAAAUAUGUAAUCCUCAAGAGAAAUAAGAGCAUAGGUAAUAUUAAUAAUGUUAAAAAAAUACUAUUAAACAAAUAAUAAAAAUUUAGCUUUCACAAUUCCGAAUUGCAUUGUACAUAAGAUUAAUCGAAAUAUUAUGAAAUAAUUGUUAUGUGAUAAAUAACUACCAAGAUGUCCAUAUUUUAGACUGUUUUUGUAGAAAUUUUUUUUUAUGUAUUAGUAUUUGAUUUGGAUAUUUAUUUCAAACUAAACGUUAUUAUUUCAUGCUGAUUUGUCUAACAGACAAAAAAGGAAAACACAUUUUCGUCAGGAGUAUUUUAUUUCUGUUUUGUAUCUAAUAUAAACAUCUUUUAAAUAUAAUUAUAUAAAAGAUAUUUUCAAGCAUGAUUAUAAUAGACAGUAAUUAAGGUCGAUACUAUUCAACAUAGUAUAAUACAGUUUGGUAUAGAUUGGUGCAACUUAGAAACAGAAGGCCAGCACUUACUUGAGAACAAAAACACGUAUUAUUAUUUAGUCGAUUCGGACCACAAGCGGUUCGUAUCGGUGCGAGUCGACUAAGAAUUUUCAAAUGGGUCGAUUCGCACCUUGCUCUAAAUCGCUGAAGAACUAUUUUGUAAAGUUACUUUAAUUAAAUUUUACCCUGUGGUCCGAAUCGACCCAUACUAAAAGGACACCUGGAGCCAUUCGCACCGCUCUAAAAAUGCGAAAAGACCAAUAUAAAACGAACGAACGAGUAGGUCCGAAACGACUAUAGACUCGGGCUGUAUCACGACAUCACCCAUAUCGUCGCUAAUUGACGUAUCUGAAAUCUGGUGAAUCUGAUUUGCACCUUUUGCUUUUAAUAAGACACAAAUUAUUUUAGCAAAGAAUUGCAGAUACGCCAGUUUGCAAAUUCGACCCAAAAUUGUGGCGAUGUCUUUGAGAGAUACAAUGAAUGCGUUUGGUAGUUUUUCCCACUAUUUACUGCCACAAAUUUCUACUAGCAAGAUUAUUGGUAAUUUGACUAGCUGCUGUUUGCCGGAGGCAUUAGGGCGAGGCCCGCAACACAAUUUUGAGAAAGCGACGCUGUUUAGGGGCCCUAAUCUAGUUUAUAUCCGUUACCUAGAUGGCGUACGUAUAGCCUAUAUGUAUAGGAUUCAGUGUAAAACAUAAAUAAUUUAGUCUUUUUCCAUAAUUGAGGCUUCAUUUUAUUUGUGCCACAAGCGCUAAUAUAAUGUAUUUUCUUUAAAUUAUUUAUUAAAUAUACAUUCCCAUACAAAAGUAUUUAUCAAGUUUCUGUAUUUUUGUUACCAAUAAAAGUAAAUAAACCUUCACCUUUUUUAUGUGUAGUUUCUAACAAUAAGUAAUAAAAAGAAUAUUUGAAUAGGAAGUUAGCAAUAGUUUCAAACCCAGAGUAAAACUGAAGAAACCCUUCCUGUUUAUAAUAUUUUUGUGGGUCUCUAGACCUUUUAAGUAGUGGCAAAAAGGUGUAGAGCAAGUUUAUCUAUGACAAAAAUAAUAAUUUCGAUCACCGUAUGGCGUGGCUACACUUACGCCAUCUAUUGUCGACGAAACGUACAUAACGAGGGUCCCAACGGCCUAACAUAGCUCCAAGCUAAUAUAGUUCCAAGAAACAUUGCAACCCUUUCAAACUAACAGCUUUUUCACACAUCCGAUUCUUAUACCCGACCAAGAAUGACGGACAGUUGAAAAUUACUACGUUAUAUCGGAUGUAGCACUAGCAAACUACCAUACAAUAGUACUACGGCCACUUCGGAUCAGUCAUUUUACGGACUCGAAUCGGAUAAGGCGAUUCUCUGCCCCGCAUGAUGCAGCGUAGCGCGUGGAUGCGUUCUUCCGUUGCUUGUAAGUAUCUCCGUUUGUAUAGAAAACACGCACGGUCUAAAACACAGAAAAUGCACCCGCAUGAACGCGCGUGGAUGCAUUUUCUGUGUGUAGAGCUUGUCCAGAAAGAGCGAAUUCGCCGCGAUUAUCUAGCGCGUAUUACGCGCGACCGUUGCGUCCACAAGGUACGUACCAACGCGCGAGCAUUUGGGUAUUCCGUGUCAUAAUUUUGCCGCUCCAUUGCCCUCGAUACGUGCACUCGCUCUAAAGUUCGCGCGUUAACUGGGCGCAACAAGGCGUCCCUAGUAUCUCAACUCGCGCGAAUCAAGCGCGAGUCGAGAGUCGAGCGUAGUGCACGCGAUUUAAGCGCGUAUUUUGAAUUCGCGCGAUGCUUGUGGACGCGAUGUAUUGCUGUCUAGUAUCUCACUAACGCGCGAAUCACUUCGCGCGAAUCGUUUCGCGGCGAAUUCGCCCUUUGUAAACUUACAAGCAACGGAAGAACACGCGCUACGCUGCAUCAUGCGGGGCAGUGUGAGAAUCGCCUAAGAGUUAGAGUAGUGCGAAAACGCCUUUAUCCUUCUUGUUUCUAAGUUGUCUCUACAUUAUAAUGUAUACUAUACUAAGGUUAGUAAUAAUGUUCAUAGCAGAAAACGGUCCAUUUAAAGUUCUAAAAAUACCCUCCACGACCUGCGCUACCUUGUCAACAAUGUGACAUGACAAUAUCGUUUGCAUUUAUAAAUUGUAUAUUGUACAAAAUGUAAAUUAGAAUUUACCUAAAUUAUUUAGUUUUGUUUUUGCGCUGGCCUGGGAACCAAAAUUAACAUUCCUUUUGUUCAUUGUUUAAAAUUUUGUUUUAUUUGUAACGUAUACAAGGCCUACAAAUUGGAUUUACUAUAGAAGAAUUUAUAUUUAUUUGUGGUAUAAUUUCGUCUGUAACUUCCGUAUUAGAGUUAUAUAAAGAAGUAGAGUUUACAUAAAUUGUACUGUGACUGUUGGUCGGUAAGGGUGUUGAAAUGUUGUACGUUACAUUAUCGAGUACCACGUACGUCGGUACGUUAUAAUUCCCUUAGAAUAUUUUUUUAGAAAUUGGAAUCGAGUGUCUGCCGACACCGUAAUGAGGCACGGCUCGUGGGCCGGUCCGUAGCGUCGUCUUACUGAAAUAUACGAACCGACACCGA
Messenger RNA from Pectinophora gossypiella (pink bollworm), 6024 nucleotides. RefSeq names its product RING finger and transmembrane domain-containing protein 2. The transcript is spliced from 6 exons. Gene Ontology annotation, biological process: positive regulation of ERAD pathway. The record is from RefSeq and is a predicted model, not a curated record. The coding region runs from base 125 to 1534 and encodes 469 amino acids. Gene Ontology annotation, molecular function: ubiquitin protein ligase activity. NCBI's taxonomy places the organism in Eukaryota, Metazoa, Arthropoda, Insecta, Lepidoptera, Gelechiidae.